AUGGUUCUCCACAACCCCAACAACUGGCACUGGGUGAACAAGGACGCCUCUGGCUGGGCCAAGGAGUACCUGCAGCAGAACCUGAGUGUCAUCAGUGCCGAGGAAGGGGGCGUGUCCGCCAAAGUAGACAAGGUGUUGUCCAUGGAUGGCGACGUAGACGUCAGUCAGCGCAAGGGCAAGGUCAUCACCUUGUUCGAUGUCAAGCUGUCGCUAGAGUAUUCAGGUAAGGCCCAGGACGAGGAGGUCAGUGGUUCCAUCUCCAUUCCCGAGGUGGCCCACGAUACCGAGGAAGAUGAGUACGUCUUUGAGAUUGAGAACUAUGCCGAUGCCGCCUCCAAGGCUCCCGUAAAGGACCUCGUUCGCUCCAAGAUUAUCCCUCAGCUCCGCAAGGCAUUGAACAAGCUCACUGAUGCCCUGAUCGCUGAGCACGCCAAGGACCUCCAGCACGCUCCAGGUGUCAACCCGUCCGCUGGCUUCACCCCGGCGACUGUCCACCCGCAAAGCAACAAGUCCGCUGCUCCCGCCGCCCCGACCACCACCUCUACCACCGGCAAGGUUGCCAUCAACACCACCACCGUGACCGCGUCGGAUGAAUUCCGUACCACCGCCGAGGAGCUCUACAACACUUUCACUGACCCGCAGCGCAUUGCUGCCUUCACCCGUGGGGCUCCUCGUCAAUUCGAGGGCGCCCAGCCCAGCGGCAAGUUCGCCAUCUUCGACGGCAACGUCACCGGCGAGUACGUCAAGCUCGACGCUCAUAAGCAGAUUGUUCAGAAGUGGCGCCUUGCCCAGUGGCCCGAGGGCCACUUCAGCACUCUCGAGAUCAACCUCGACCAGAACGACGUUGAUGGUGUCACCCAGCUCCGCGUGGAAUGGUCCGGUGUGCCCAUCGGCCAGGAGGACGUGACCAAGCAGAAUUGGGAGCUGUACUACGUCCGCAGCAUCAAGCAGACUUUCGGGUUUGGCACUAUUCUCUGA
Penicillium macrosclerotiorum is the source of this 978-nucleotide messenger RNA. RefSeq names its product AHA1 family protein. Gene Ontology annotation, molecular function: protein-folding chaperone binding; ATPase activator activity. Gene Ontology annotation, biological process: positive regulation of ATP-dependent activity; protein folding. Bases 1 to 978 code for a protein of 325 amino acids. Gene Ontology annotation, cellular component: cytosol. The transcript has 4 exons. The record is from RefSeq and is a predicted model, not a curated record. NCBI's taxonomy places the organism in Eukaryota, Fungi, Ascomycota, Eurotiomycetes, Eurotiales, Aspergillaceae.